This is a messenger RNA of Mollisia scopiformis, 1902 nucleotides long. Its product is annotated as Di-copper centre-containing protein. The transcript is spliced from 5 exons. The record is from RefSeq and is a predicted model, not a curated record. Gene Ontology annotation, molecular function: oxidoreductase activity. Bases 1 to 1902 code for a protein of 633 amino acids. Lineage: Eukaryota; Fungi; Ascomycota; Leotiomycetes; Helotiales; Mollisiaceae.
AUGCGACACUCUUUUCGAGCAUUGUACACCUGCGUCUUCUUAUGCUGCUGGCUAUCUACCGUCCUCGCCAUUCCCACGACAACCCAUCAGUCUUACCCAUCCUACGAUUACGGAGUCAACCCAACAUCGCUUCUGAAGCGGCAGACAUUCAAAUACUACGCUGUCACCGGCAUCCAGACAGGAAGCGGACCGAAUGAUUCUACACCUUUACGACUCGAGAUUCGAGAUCUAGAGAAGGAUCCCAUAACUUGGACGCUUUACAUACUUGGAUUGGAUAUGUUGCAAUAUACACCUCAAACUGAAAUGCUUUCCUGGUACCAAAUAGCUGCAAUUCAUGGCCGGCCAUUCGUCAGCUUCGACAAUGUCCCUCCUAAAGCUGGCAACGAGAACAAUGGGUACUGCUCACAUGUCUCGAUCCUGUUCCCGACAUGGCAUCGACCAUACUUGGUACUUUAUGAGCAAGUACUCUAUGGGAUGAUUCAGCAGAUUGCUCAGCAAUACCCAUCCGGCACUAUUCGCGACCAGUACAUCACUGCAGCUGCCAACUUUCGAAUUCCUUACUGGGACUGGGCUAUGAUACCACCCUCAGGAGAGAGUGUUCUCCCAGCUAGCGUCGGACAAUCACCUUCAGUUGUGGUUGAUGGACCGGCCGGCAGCCAAACUAUCGCCAAUCCCCUCUGGAGCUAUCAGUUCAAGCCACUUGACUCAAAUGCACUGCCGGAUCCACCAUUCAACCAGUACACCGAGACCAUGAGAUACCCAACAACACAAGAUGCUUCUGCAACGUCCCAAAACAACCUGGUCGCUCAGCAACUUGACAAUAAUGCCGCGUCGUUUCGGAGUCGCCUCUAUGUUCUGCUCACCAAUUACCAUGAUUACACAACAUUUUCUAAUGAGGCUUGGAUUAAGGACACUGAUCCCAGCAGUUAUGAUUCCAUUGAGAGCAUUCAUGAUCAGAUCCAUGGGCUGGUUGGAAGUGGUGGGCAUAUGAUGUACAUUGAUUAUUCCGCCUUUGAUCCAACCUUCUGGCUACACCAUGCAAUGAUCGAUCGAUGCUUUGCAAUGUGGCAGAUAUUGAACCCAAACAGCUUUGUCGUCCCUGAACCCGCAAUGUACAAUACAUUUACGGAGUCCGCAGGCCAGACCCAAGACGUCAAUUCUCCUCUCGACCCUUUCCAUAAAGAUGUCGCUGGUGGUCUCUGGAGUUCAGAUGGAGUUCGCAGUACUGAAGCUUUCGGAUACGCAUAUCCAGAAACGGUAGCAAUCACUGGCGUCGAUGUCAACAAGCAAGUUAUCGUCGCCCUCAACACACUAUACGGUCCAGCUGCCAGUGGGUCGAGCAAGCUGAAACCCCGCAGUCGUCUGAGAGCAAGAGACGGAGACAUGGACUUGGGUAAUGAACAUACUGAGUGGAUUGCCAACAUCCGAGUCCAGAAAUAUGCCUUGAAUGCGCCAUUCUUCGUUCAUAUUUUCAUUGGACCAUUCAAUCCGGACCCAACCUCAUGGUCUUUCGAGCCAAAUCUUGCUGGUACCCAGUCAAUAUUUGUCAAGGCAGCUUCAUCGACACCAGCAUCAUGCAACUGCAGCCUUGAUCAAAUGAUUGCAGCAGCGAUUCCACUUACUCACUCUUUGAACAAGAACAUCGCCGAUCGAAGUUUGAACAGCUUGAACGUCGAGGAUGUUACACCCUUUCUAGCUCAACACUUAAGCUACCGUGUCAUAUUGUUCAACGGCACUGCUGUGAAGAAUGAGGAUGUUCCAAGCUUGAAGAUCUCGAUUGUUAGUGUGGAGGUGCAGGACCCAGAGAAUAACUCACAACUGCCUGUGUGGAAAAAUGCACAAGGCCACUUAGAUGUAAGUAUGGGAUCAGGAUGCCAAGCAUCAGUUUCUUCGCACGAAUAG